This is a messenger RNA of Silurus meridionalis, 4193 nucleotides long. It is a transcript of the gene slc11a2, whose product is annotated as solute carrier family 11 member 2. Gene Ontology annotation, molecular function: manganese ion transmembrane transporter activity; iron ion transmembrane transporter activity; cadmium ion transmembrane transporter activity. Gene Ontology annotation, cellular component: plasma membrane. NCBI's taxonomy places the organism in Eukaryota, Metazoa, Chordata, Actinopteri, Siluriformes, Siluridae. The transcript is spliced from 16 exons. The record is from RefSeq and is a predicted model, not a curated record. The coding region runs from base 116 to 1777 and encodes 553 amino acids. Gene Ontology annotation, biological process: metal ion transport.
AGCUUAACAUAUAUUAGAAAUGUAAUCAGUUUAUAUUGAUUUUGUUUUCACCCUCUCCCCUCUUAAACCCCCUCAACACUGCCCCCCAGAUUGUGUUUGUAACAGAGACUCCACAAUGAAGCGAAAUAAAGAUUCUGACUGUGUUGAAGAGUCGCCCCCUGAGCACGCCGAUGUCAUUCAGACCAUAUACAGCUCCAUUAGUCCACCUGAGGAGCAGUCCAACAUCUCAACCUACUUCGACGAGAAGAUUCCGGUGCCUGAAGAUGUCACACAGCUCUUCAGUUUCAGGAAGCUGUGGGCCUUCACUGGUCCUGGUUUCCUGAUGAGCAUCGCUUAUUUAGACCCUGGGAACAUCGAAUCGGAUCUUCAGUCAGGAGCUGUAGCAGGAUUUAAGCUCCUGUGGAUUCUCCUUAGUGCCACCAUUAUCGGUCUCCUGCUGCAGCGUCUGGCGGCUCGACUCGGCGUCGUCACAGGGAUGCACUUAGCUGAAGUGUGCCAUCGUCAAUAUCCUACGGUUCCUCGGAUCAUUCUCUGGUUGAUGGUGGAGUUGGCCAUUAUUGGCUCUGACAUGCAGGAAGUGAUCGGCUGUGCCAUCGCUCUCAACCUGCUGUCUGUGGGCCGGAUUCCCCUGUGGGCAGGUGUACUUAUCACCAUUGUGGACACGUUUGUAUUCCUCUUUCUGGAUAAAUACGGUUUGCGUAAACUGGAAGCUUUUUUUGGUUUCCUCAUCACCAUCAUGGCAGUUGCUUUCGGCUACGAGUAUGUGCGUGUAGCCCCGGAUCAGGGUGAGGUGUUGAAGGGGAUGUUUCUUCCAUACUGUCAGGGCUGCGGAGCUGCACAGUUGGAGCAGGCAGUUGGGAUUGUUGGAGCAGUUAUAAUGCCUCAUAACAUCUACCUGCACUCUGCCCUCGUUAAGUCUCGAGAUGUGGAUCGGGCGAAUAAGAAGGAAGUGAAGGAGGCAAAUAAAUAUUUUUUUAUCGAGUCUUGUAUCGCGCUCUUCCUCUCCUUCCUCAUCAACGUCUUCGUGGUGUCCGUGUUUGCUGAGGCCUUUUACAAUAAAACCAACAUGGAAGUGAAUCUACAGUGUAAUCAGACCGGAAGUAUACACAAAGACCUGUUCCCACUUAACAACAACACACUGCAAGUCGACAUUUACAAAGGGGGUGUGGUCCUGGGCUGUUUCUUUGGGCCUGCAGCGUUGUAUAUUUGGGCGCUGGGGAUUCUGGCAGCGGGUCAGAGCUCCACCAUGACAGGAACCUACUCAGGCCAAUUCGUCAUGGAGGGUUUUCUGAACCUGCGCUGGUCUCGGUUUGCGCGAGUGUUAUUAACGCGCUCCAUUGCUAUCUUCCCCACGCUGCUUGUGGCUAUUUUCCAGGAUGUUACACAUUUAACUGGCAUGAACGAUUUCCUCAACGUACUGCAGAGCAUGCAGCUCCCAUUUGCGUUGAUCCCAAUCCUGACCUUCACCAGCCUUACAUCUAUCAUGAAUGACUUCGCUAAUGGCCUGUUCUGGAAGAUUGGAGGAGGUUUCACCAUCCUGUUAGUGUGUGCGAUUAAUCUGUACUUUGUGGUGGUGUAUGUGACCGCUCUAAACAGUGUGCUGCUCUACGUCCUGUCUGCUCUGCUCUCCAUCGCUUACCUCUGCUUCGUCUCUUACCUGGUGUGGCGCUGCCUGAUCGCACUGGGCGUAUCCUGUGUGGAUGUUUGCGGCAGGGUUGUGCAGAGCCACAUGGACUCAUACCUGCUGAACAACCUCGAGACAGACGUGGAGCGAUAACACACACACACACACACACACACACACACACACACACACACACACACAUUAUUCUCAUUAUUAUUAAUCAACAGAACACUGGAUGUUCACUUCCUGUAGUGCACACUACGUAGUGAUGUUUUGUUCCCUACACUAAGCUGUAUAUUUGAUAUAUUUAUCUAAUUUUCACACGUUUCUGAAGGCCGUGUUCACGUGUGGGAGUGAAUCUGCACACGGCCAAUCAGAGCGUGUGUCUGUGAGCAAACCCUGAAUCACUGGUCAAAUUAUAUUUUAUUAUAAUUAGCUACUGAAGCUCCUCCCACUACUGUGCACUAAGCCACGCCCACUGUGGCACCUGCCUUACUGUAGGAGCUAAAAUUAACACUGCUCACAAGGACAUGAUUACACACACACACACACACACACACACACACACACGGUGUGUAAAGGACCAGAAUAUGAUCUUAUAUUUAGAAUCCUGUCUAGAAGCAGUGUUUUAGAUUGAAAUUUAUGGCAUUUAGCAGAAGCCCUUAUGCAGAGCGAUUAACUGAUCAGCGGAGGGUUAAGGGCCUUGAUCAGGGGCCCCGCAGUGGCAGCUUGGUGGUGCUGGGGUUUGAACUCAUGACUAGCGGUCGAUCGAUAGUGGAUUUUACCGAUAAUUGGAUCGUACUUGCCUGAUAAACAAUGAAUCGUUAUUUUAAAUGGAUACUGAAUUAAACACUCCGUGUAAAAUAGUUCUAAACUUUAUGACCAUAAAACCAGCACUGAAUUACGAAGAUGUGCUGAAUUUAGUAAGUGAGUGACUUUCCACUGAGCAGGUGAGGGUUAAGGGCCUUGUUUAGGGGCCCAACAGUGGCAGCACGGUGGUGCUGGGAUUUGAACUUGUGACCUUCUGAUCCAAAGUCCAAUGCCUUAACCACUGAGCUCCCACCUUAAUACCUUAAUAUAAAAUAAUAUAUUAAUUCUAUUCAUAAACAUUGAGGAAAAUCAGACAUGCAUUCAAACUUAAACAUAAAGUAACUCCAAAUAAAUAAAAACAUUAAAAUCCAAACUGAAUAAAAACAACAGUUUAAAUAAACAGCACGUGGUGACACUGAAUCCCUCGUACUUUAUAAUGUAACCCAGAAAAACUAUUGGUAUGGAUUAUUGAUGAUAGUUCCAGCAAUCAAAUGUAGGUGCCAAUUAAUCAGCGGUCGACCUCUACUUAUGACCGUCUGAUCCAAGGUCUAAUGCUUUAGGCUACGUCUACACUAAUCCAGAUACAUUUCAAAACUGAAUUUUCGUCUAAAAUGCUCUGCGUCCACAUCGUUGUUUUUAGAUGUUUCCCAAAAGUUGCUCAUCUGCAACGAAACGUCUGAAAACUCUCAUGUCUCUGCACUGCACAUGAACAAAGCAUAAGAUGCUUCAACCUUCUAAAUGUUUUUUCUGGUUCUUUGACUAAAAAUGCGUUUUCAAAAACCUCCGUUUUUCACACACUCCGACACGAAAACAACAAAACGUAUUAGUGUGGACGUGACUUUAACCUAUGAGCUCCAAUCUCCGUUUCUAAAUGUGAUACACACCUGAGCUGAUCACGUCCCUCUGCCAGCACACGCUAUAUUACUCUAAUGCAGCAGCGCCAUCUACCUUCAUCUGCUGGAAAUGUGAAGCAAGUGUGUUCCUGUUAUUACUGAUUUUAUAGCAGCUAUAAACACACAUUCCCUCACACACUCUCUGUGUCGAGGUUAAUGAGAUGCUGUGAAGUGUAACAUCUUUACCUCUGAGAACGUCUCAUCUGUGAUGUUGCACUACUGUCACAGCUGCUGUUCUGGAGAACCUCCUGACUGAGGAACACACACACACACACACACACACACACGAGUCUGAUUAUAAUCUGUAAUAUAUUAUAAUUAUAUAAUCUGUAUAAUAAUUAUGCAGAUGCUGAAAUGUUUAGAUUUUGUGUAAUAUUUUUGCACAUUCCGAGUCGCUGAGAGACGGCGUGUUCAUCGCCGAGCGUUACUGCUGUUAAAGAAUAUUUUUGAUUUAUAUCAAAAUCCUUUUUAUAAAGUGUUUGCUGGAUUCCAUCCAGAUGAGAAACAGUUCCAGGUGAAAGGUCAAAAUUAAGAUUUUUAUCCUUUUUUACUGUGUAAAGGAAAAGCAGAAGACUUUUAUAGAAUUUAGACUCCGUCCUUCUUCGAGGACAUUUGCAAGGGGGCGUGGCCUGGUUGGAUUAGGGCGGGGCUAAGGCAGGGAAAAACAUUUGUAGGUGUGUGUGUAUGUGUCAGGUGUGAUAUUUAUAGUUUGUUUUUAUGACAAUAUGCAAAUGAGCUGCAGACACACACCCCAGAUGGCGUUACACAUCAGCUGUGAUCAUAAAUCGUGAUUAUUUGUGAUUUUUUUUUCUCUUUACUGUGUGUGUAUUUAUACCCAUUAUUAAUAAAAUCAUAUUAUUCAGAAA